AAACAAAAAAUAUAACAGAAUAAACAACAUGUCAGCCGACUCGGAUAUGGAAUAUUCUGAUAAUGAUUGUGAAUAUGAUGAUUAUUAUAAUUCAGGUGAAGAUUGUGAUGUCGAACAUUUAGAUCCCAAGAAAACCGAUCCAGAGUAUUUUGAAUACGAAUGCCUAACCGUUGAAGAAGUAGAAAAAUUACUUAACGAAUCUGUGGAAAAACUAAACACAAUAUUACAAAUAACACCGUCAUUGGCAAAGGUGCUACUGCUCGAACAUCAAUGGAUCAACCAGGUGGUCGUUGAUAAAUAUCGCCAGAAUGCCAAUUCACUAUUGGUGGAGACUCGCAUCAAACCAGCUUGCAAUAAUACAGAUCCCUCGUUAGAAGUAGAUAAUGUGGCGGCAACAACAAGUGCUGCGGCGGCUGCAGAAUCUUCUUCCAUAGCAUUAUCAUCAUCACCCACAAAUGUUGGUGCUGGUGUUGUCGCACCACAAUCAUUGGGUACCCUAAGUACUUAUAGUAAAUCUCCAACUACCACACCCACAACCAGUAACAGUAGCAGUAGUUUGUCACGCAGUCAAAUGAUGUGUCCCGUCUGUGCAACAGUCCAGCAAGGUGAUAAAUUCUACAGUCUAUCCUGUGGCCAUUCGUUCUGUAAGGACUGCUGGUCCAUGUAUUUUGAAACUCAAAUAUUCCUAGGAAUUUCCACUCAAAUCGGUUGUAUGGCUCAAAUGUGCAAUGUUCGUGUUCCUGAAGAUCUGGUGCUUACCCUGGUAACCCGCGCUGUGAUGCGUGAAAAAUACCAACAGUUCGCUUUCAAAGACUAUGUCAAGUCACAUCCGGAAUUGCGUUUCUGUCCCGGUCCCAAUUGUCAAAUUAUUGUCCGCUCCCGCGAAAUCGCCCCCAAGCGUGCCGUCUGCACCUCAUGCAGUACAUCGUUCUGCUUCAAAUGUGGCAUGGACUAUCAUGCGCCCACAGAUUGCCAGGUGAUACGAAAAUGGCUAACGAAAUGUGCCGACGACAGCGAGACGGCCAAUUACAUCAGUGCCAAUACCAAAGACUGCCCCAAGUGUCACAUUUGCAUCGAAAAGAAUGGCGGCUGCAAUCAUAUGCAAUGUUUCAAUUGUAAAUAUGAUUUCUGUUGGAUGUGUUUGGGCGACUGGAAGACACACGGUUCGGAAUAUUAUGAAUGUUCACGAUAUAAGGAUAAUCCAAAUAUUGCCAACGAAUCAGUGCAUGUACAAGCCAGAGAAGCCUUAAAGAAAUACCUCCAUUACUACGAACGUUGGGAGAAUCAUUCGAAAUCGAUGCAAUUGGAACAGCAGACAUUGGAUCGUUUACGUCAGCGUAUCAAUGAGAAAGUGAUGAAGGGUCGUGGCACCUGGAUCGAUUGGCAAUAUUUGUUUAAUGCUGCUGCACUAUUGGCCAAGUGCCGUUAUACAUUGCAGUAUACCUAUCCAUAUGCGUAUUUUAUGGAGAGUGGUUCACGCAAGGAUCUCUUUGAAUAUCAACAGGCCCAACUUGAAGCUGAAAUUGAAAAUCUCUCGUGGAAAAUUGAACGGGCCGAAACGACAGAUCUGGGCGAUUUAGAAAACCAAAUGGACAUUGCCGAAAAACGGCGUACAACAUUGCUCAAAGACUUCUUCCCCGUUGAAGCUUAA
Musca vetustissima is the source of this 1651-nucleotide messenger RNA. RefSeq names its product potential E3 ubiquitin-protein ligase ariadne-2 (gene ari-2). Gene Ontology annotation, cellular component: cytoplasm; ubiquitin ligase complex. NCBI's taxonomy places the organism in Eukaryota, Metazoa, Arthropoda, Insecta, Diptera, Muscidae. Gene Ontology annotation, biological process: ubiquitin-dependent protein catabolic process; protein polyubiquitination; positive regulation of proteasomal ubiquitin-dependent protein catabolic process. The transcript has 4 exons. The record is from RefSeq and is a predicted model, not a curated record. Gene Ontology annotation, molecular function: ubiquitin protein ligase activity; zinc ion binding; ubiquitin conjugating enzyme binding. Bases 29 to 1651 code for a protein of 540 amino acids.